AUGGCUGCAUAUUUACCAUGGAUUCCUGUAGCAGUGCAACUCGUUCAAGGAUUGCAAAGUAUCGCACGUGAGGGAGCACGGCAUGGGGAACGAGAAUAUGAAAGAUUGCGUGAAGAGUUGCAUCAAUAUCGUAAACAAAGUUCAGAAUUACUCGAACAAUAUCUGGAACUUAUUUCUGAUAUCAAACAAAAGAGAAUCAAGUCGCUUAAGGAUCUUGACGAACAAGGCAACGAACAGAAGACAGCGCUAAUAAAAUUAGCACAACAAGUUAAGCCUAUGGAAAUGAAAGGCAAAAAUAUUUCUGUUUUCGGCAUAACAUCAACUGGCAAGUCAACUCUAGUCAAUAGUCUUAUGGGAAAAAAGGUGGCUGCAACAGGUCGUGGUGAGACAACAACAGAAAUACGACCGUAUCCAGGUACGCAAUUUACUAUUUGGGAUUUUCCUGGUAAAAAUGAUGAAGUCGUUUACAUAAGUAUGGAAUACGUAUCAUUCUUCAAAGCAUUAGCACGACGCCUCAUCCUCAUUCAAUACACAGUAAAGGAGAACUCCUCUAUAAUGAAGCUUUUCGAUGAACUUAUAUUAGAUUAUGAUAUUAUAGUCAACAAAUUCGACGAAGUAGAUGACAAGGAACGACAUGUAUUUUGUGAACAAGUUCAUCGUGAAAUACAAGCACUUGGAUUGAAGAACGUAAACAAAGUAUUUUUUGUAAGUGCUAAACAUCCACAAAUGUUUCCUGAUUGGAUAACUAUGGUCGAUUAUUUGACAAACUAACAAUUCGGAUUGAUUUAAAAAUCUACUUUUGUGUAAAUGUCUAUGCUCUUUUUAAUGUCUUUUUGCGAAUAUAAUAAAUAGUCUAGAAAAGCAGCAAAAUAACGACACAUAAAUGCCGAAAGCAACCUCCCAGGUGGUUCAAUCCCGCCUGUAGAUACGAUCGGAUCCGAACUGGAUUGUGUCGGAAUCUUUGAAACAGGAUUCCGAAGCGGAUUACACCGGGAACGGAUUCUAGAGGUUCCGGUCGAAUGCAACCAUCGGACAACCAUCGGCUACUGUCGGGGCUCCUUGGAUCUUCCUCUCUGAAAACAUUGGGUGUGGGUGUGGAUGUGGGUGUGGGUGUGGGUGUGGGUGUGGGUGUGGGUGUGG
Rotaria sp. Silwood1 is the source of this 1140-nucleotide messenger RNA. NCBI's taxonomy places the organism in Eukaryota, Metazoa, Rotifera, Eurotatoria, Philodinida, Philodinidae. The record is from the annotation of a GenBank genome assembly.